This is a messenger RNA of Synchiropus splendidus (mandarinfish), 1002 nucleotides long. Its product is annotated as 15-hydroxyprostaglandin dehydrogenase [NAD(+)]-like. The transcript has 9 exons. Gene Ontology annotation, molecular function: oxidoreductase activity, acting on the CH-OH group of donors, NAD or NADP as acceptor. The record is from RefSeq and is a predicted model, not a curated record. Lineage: Eukaryota; Metazoa; Chordata; Actinopteri; Syngnathiformes; Callionymidae. Bases 185 to 964 code for a protein of 259 amino acids. Gene Ontology annotation, cellular component: cytoplasm.
CGGAAGAGUCGGACAGCUUGACUCCAGUCAGAUCAUACAACUUUGUCUCGACUGCACGUUGAAGAAUGAAGCAAAGGGGGAGGUUUGAACAUUUACUGAUGAGGAGCUUAUUUCAGUGGAGGAACAAGUGAGCAGGCAGCGCUAGCAUACCUGACAGUCCUCUCAUGCAGACCGACCAGCAGAAAUGGCUUUGAAGGGUAAAACAGCGGUGGUGACCGGAGCUGCCAUGGGGAUCGGACGAGCCAUCACUGAAAUCCUGCUGAAGAACGGCACCAGUGUGGUCCUGCUGGAUGUGAACGAGGGCGCCGGGAAGAGCCUGAAGGAGACUCUGGACCCACAGUUUGGCAAAGACAAGUCCAUGUUCCUGAGCUGCAACGUGGAGUCGGAGGAGCAAGUUAAAGCUGCCUUCCAGAAGACCAUCCAGAAGUUCGGCAGGAUUGACAUCUUGUGUAACAACGCCGGCAUCGUGGAUGAGGAGACGUGGAGGAAGGAGAUCUCCAUCAACGUGGUCAGUGUUGUCGCCGCCAGCUUCCUGGCUCUAGACCACAUGAACAAACUGAAAGGCGGUUCAGGCGGGCACAUCAUCAACAUGGCGUCUGUGGCAGGUCUAGGGGCAUUUCCAAGCUCGCCAGUCUAUGUAGCCACCAAGCACGCGGUGGUGGGCUUCACCCGGUCCAUGGCGCUGGCCUCCUCCAUCUCAGGCUACGGUGUCCGGUUCAACGCCGUCUGUCCCUUCUUCGUUGAGACAGAGAUGCUCAAGAAGUCCUCACAAUUGAUGGGACAAUUCUCCCAUCUGAAAGACUAUAACACGCCCCUGUUGGAGAGAGUCGGGAUGAUGCAACCUUCUGUGGUGGCCGAGGCCGUCCUGGAGCUGGUGAUGGACGAGACCAAGGACGGCCAGGCUGUGAUGGUGAAGCCCAAAGAGAGGAAAUAUGUCACUUUUCCAGCAGUGGAGGAUUUGUAGCUUGCCGUCAAACAUUUGCAAAUAAAUGGAUGCCACAC